Messenger RNA from Dalotia coriaria, 4481 nucleotides. It is a transcript of the gene conv, whose product is annotated as insulin like growth factor binding protein acid labile subunit convoluted. Gene Ontology annotation, molecular function: protein binding. The record is from RefSeq and is a predicted model, not a curated record. The transcript has 9 exons. Lineage: Eukaryota; Metazoa; Arthropoda; Insecta; Coleoptera; Staphylinidae. Bases 1005 to 4322 code for a protein of 1105 amino acids.
UCUUUGCCGUCGACUGACCAAGAACAGAAUACGCAUCAACGUUCGCCAGCGGCAUCGAAAGCAGCUUACCUUGAAUAAACAAGUAAAGGUAAAAUGUUUAUAAAACGUGUCUGGUCAUACCAUUUACAAAAUCUGAAAGUAGCAUUUUAGUCUUAAGAACAGUUCCAAAAGUUAUCAAUAAUAUUUAAGUGUAAUUAUCACGUUUAAAAGUUUUCAACAUUUUACGCAAAGUGAGCUCAGCGUAAAUGACCCAGUUUUAAUGCACCAGCAGCAUCAAGUCGUUUAGAAAUUAAUUCGAAAAGACGCACGAACGGGAGGAGAAUUUGCGUUCGCCGCAAAACCCACAAAGGAAAGUGAACUUUCUAGAUCUUACAUAGUUUUAAUUGUCUUUUGCCGGCGCGUGGUAAUUUAGCGGCCACCCGACGAAAACGACGAAAAACCACCACCCAAAUGAAGUGGCUUUCCGAACAAGCGAGGUGAGAAAAACACGAUGCCAAACAAACCGCCGACCUGGAUGUGUACCUUUCAACGCGAAGAAAUGAGAUAAACGCCCGUCAUAAAGUUGAGCAACGACGGUGUUAAUCACUUUAUAUUGUGUCUAAGAAGUUCAGUAAUAAACCUACGGGAAAAACCUUCAGUGGCGUAGUAGCGUAAAAUUAACGCACCUCGACAAAGAGAGAAGAGCGAAGAAAAACUUACAUGCUUGCACCUUUAGUAGACCAAGGAGUUGGUAUUCAGAGCAAAGUUUCGUGUUUAAAACAUAAUAUAUUUGCCACGAAGGAAGCCGGGUGCGAAAAGUGUGAAGCGUGUGAAGGUUCAGACUUUGUAACACACCACAUUUUCUUAUUAAUUAUUCGACGCAAAGGAAAAUUAUGAAUUUUUUACGAGGACUUAAAUUAUGAACGCUUUGCCACGCACAAGAGUUGCAUAAAUAUUUUCUACUAAAAUCAACCUAAGGAAGCUAAAAUUCAAGAGUACCACGAGCAACAAAACAAGCACACAAAAUGUCGAAACACAUUCUUAUCUCAAUUGCAAUUCUUGUCAUCUCAACCACAAUAAACGGGGAAUAUAUCCCACCAGGACCUAAAUACAGGUGUCCCACGUCGACUCUUCUGUUGCACCCUUGCGUGUGUGACAGCGAAUCAGAUAUUGGCAUCACGGUACGCUGCGAAAACACCAAUUUGGCGACGAUGAGCAUCGGGCUGAAUAAUUUGGCAACGUUCAAAUUGCCUAUCGAACGGCUCACGAUAAGCAGGUGUCAUAUUAGGCGAUUAUUUGGUAGUUUACUGUAUAAAUUAAAACUGAGAACACUACGGAUAGAAAACACGCCGCUGGAAAAAAUUGAAGAACAUACUUUCCUGGGAGUUAAUUUAACAUUAAAUGAGUUGGAAAUUAUAAAUACAACAUUGUUGGAGUAUCCUACAGAUGCUUUUAAAAUUUUAGGAAACUUAACGCUAUUAAAGUUAGAUAAUCAUCAAAUAUCAGAGUUACCUAAAAAUGCGUUUUUUGAGACGGAAAUGGCUGGACGCCUUCUAAAUUUUUAUCUGACAAACGGAAAUUUGUCAACGUUGCAUCCUGAAAGCGUGUUACCGUUAAGGAAAUUGCGAGUUUUAGACUUGCAUGGAAACCAACUGAAAGAUUUGAAACGAAAUCAAUUUAAAGGUCUCAGAGAAACGGAAAUUUUGGAUCUGAGUCAUAAUAAUAUUGCUAAAUUGGAUGCAAGUCAUCUUGGCGACUUAACUAAAUUGGGAUGGUGCAAUGUUUCACACAAUCAACUUACUGAAUUAAGCAGAGGUGCAUUUGCACGAAAUUCAGUUCUGAAACUUCUCAAUAUGUCAAAUAAUAGGAUCAAAAAGUUAGACUCAAAUUCUUUCAGAGGAAUGCGAUUUUUGCGACGUCUGUUUUUAAGUGAUAACGAAAUAGUAGACAUUGGCAGAGGGACUUUUACAACUAUGAGACGUAUCGGAACAAUAGAUCUAGCUCACAAUAAACUGAAAAAAAUCGAUUAUCAGAUGUUUUUCGAACUAAAUUAUAUUGAAGUGAUUGAUGUUUCUAAUAAUCUAGUGGAAGAAAUUCAAAAAUCUGCUUUUAAAGAUCUGUUCCUUACUGAAAUCAUUCUUACUAAUAAUGUAAUAAGUAAAAUAGAAAAUGGGGCAUUUAUCAACUGUGCCAAUAUGACUAUUUUAGACUUGUCACACAACAAAAUCGCAAGCAUUCCAAGAAAAGCUUUUGAUGAAACUACAUAUGCUACCAAUUUGAAAGUAACACAUAACUUGUUUACCUCAUUGAAUGAAGUACCACUGGCAAAUAUGACUGGAAUCAAAGUGCUUAAUGUGUCUUACAAUCAAAUUACAUCGGUACCAAGACACACAUUCCCAAAAUUGUACGAAUUGCAUACGAUUGACUUAAGCCACAAUAACUUAUCAGACAUUUACAAUGCUGUCUUUCAAACGUUGUUUUCGUUGAGAAUUUUAGACUUGUCCCACAAUAAUUUGCAAGUUUUAAAACCUAGUACCUUUGGUCCAUUGCCAACUUUAUUGGAACUAGAUUUAAGCCACAAUGGUCUUAGAGAUAUGGCGAAGGGGACAUUAACUCGUCUUGCUGGAAUGCGAAAACUUAUUCUAAAUAACAAUGAAUUGUCAACCAUGUUUACAUUGCCAAUAUCUGUGGGCCACCUGGAUUUAAGCUACAAUAACUUUGAAGAACUACCGGUUAAGCAAUGGCCAAGCAUGAAUUCACUUCUCUCAUUAAACAUGAGCCAUAAUCAACUUGGGGAUAAUCUCCAAAAAGGAAGCCUCGCAAAUUUGCUUACUCUACAACGUCUCGACUUGAGUUAUAAUCAAAUCACCAAACCCCCAUGGGCUGCAUUGAGUGACUUGACAUCGUUACAGUACUUAUACAUGCAGGGCAACGAGCUGACAAAGUUGGAGAAAGGCGCGUUCGGGCGGAUGCCCGUCGUCUUCCAGCUUAACCUUGCUGACAAUAAGCUGGAAACGAUCGCUAAUCUUGCCUUCGACGGACUGUUGCAGCUGAUUGUUUUGGAUUUAAAGCGGAAUAAUAUUUCAAAUAUACCGGUAGAAGCAUUGAAAGGUCUUGUUUCAUUGAGAAAAUUAGAUUUAUCAUUCAAUCGUAUUGAGAAACUUGAUAACAAAACGCAUGGAUUACUAGAAGAUUGUUUGUCUUUGGAACAAUUGGAUAUGAGCCAUAAUAAAGUCAGUUUCGUUUCGCGGAAAAUGUUCCCAAGUAACCCAUACUUCCCGUACAGAUUGAAAGAUAUCGAUUUAUCGUACAAUGCGAUGCCAGUUCUCACGUACGACAUAGUCUUCGGCACUCAACAAGUGGAAAAACUCAAUUUGUCGCACAACGCCAUCGCUGACAUUCGCCGAGGUGUAUUAGGCAAUAUGACAAAAUUGCGCGUGCUGGACUUGUCCUUCAAUAAUCUGGAAGACAUUACUAGCGAACCGGAAGCCUUUCGCUUGCCGGUAAAUGUGUCCGAAGUGUACCUGAGCAAUAACCAACUUGAGCAUCUACCGUGGCGUCAUUUAAGGAACGUCACGCAACUGAAUGUGCUUGACGUGAGCGGCAAUCGAUUGAAGGAAUUCGAUCAGAACCUCACUGAGCUCAUGGUGGGCAAUGUGACUACUGUGUAUAACGUCGGCAAUCCACUGCAGUGCGAUUGCUUCCUGCGCCCGCUAAAACGUCACAUGGAUCGGACCCUCGACUUAAGCAACAACUACAAGGACUUACAAUGCACAGGUCCGCCCUAUUUGGAAGGAAAGUUUUUGUUUCAACUCAGCGAAGAUCGUUUGAACUGUCCGAUCAAUGUGAAUACCAGUUUGUUGUUGGACAAUCACGAGGAGAUGUAUGAUAUUACGCCUGAUUUAAGAUUUAGAGAAGUUACAAGCAAAAAAGGUGUGAUUAAAAUUAAAUGGCUUAUAGUAAAAAAUGAUGACAUAGCAGAUCCCUACAUCCUAGUCCGAUCAUCAAAACGUCCCCAAGAAAUAUUAUACCAAAAAACAGUGCCGUAUAUACAGCGCAGUUUGGAAAUUUCUGUAAGUGAACUACAAGCAAAAAUACCUAGAGCAGGUAGCGGUGCUUCGAAUACUAAUGAUAAUUCGACCGGAAAUGCGCAAGACGAUUACGAGGUGUGCGUCUUGGCGAGAGACAGCCGCACAGCGGUGAGAAGUUUAAACAAGCAGCAGUGCCGUGCGUUGCCCAACAUUGUCACCUCAUCGGGCAGUCAACUUUCUCAGCGCUAUUAUUCUGUGAUAAUUGUCGUUGUUAUAAAUGUUUUCCUGACAUUAUUUAAUUAUCGUUGUUGAGAUUUAAAAUAUUAUUUAGAUCACGCAUGAAAUUGCUUAUUAACAAGUUGUAUAACAAUUUUAAGCUGAUAUCACUGUAUAUUUAACUUAAUUUUUGUAAUUAGCUAUUACGAACUCAAUUGAACCAAAGGAAUAUUAAAUAAAUGUGAUUUGAUUGAA